This is a messenger RNA of Schistosoma mattheei, 7307 nucleotides long. Lineage: Eukaryota; Metazoa; Platyhelminthes; Trematoda; Strigeidida; Schistosomatidae. The record is from the annotation of a GenBank genome assembly.
GGGUUUCAGAAGGGAAAUGGUUAUUUUGUUUGUCUCCCUGUUUUUUUUCCCGACAACAAUAUUAACUCAACACUCAGAUACUGUGGUCGGCUGUGGUGGCUUUAUAAGAUGGAAAGAAGCUCAUCCCGAUUCUGUACUUGAUUUCAGAAAGCUGAAAAUAAGUCUGUUCUCAGAAACUACUAGCACAUUAAAAGAUGUAACCGAUGUUCUCCCUAACGGAGCUUAUUCUGUUCCGUUAUAUGAUGAGGGCGUUUACAGGAUUAGGUUAACUACUCCUAAAGGCUGGCAUAUUGAACCGUCUGAUGGCUACGUUUUGGAUUUGGAGAAAGAUCCGAGGGCUUGUUUCAAAGAUUUUGACUUCAGCAUAGUUGGAUUCUCAAUUUUCGGGCAGGUAACUACUUCUGGAAUGAAGACCGGGCCACCUGGUUUAUCAGUUCGAUUAACUGACCCUACCUCUCACAAACCAAUGCUUCAUAAUUUUACACAGGAUCAAGGUCAUUUCAUGAUAUCUCCUGUGACUCCUGGUAACUAUUUAUUGACCGUCAGCAAUCAAGAUCGUAGUGAUAAAGAUCAUACAAGAGCAUCUAUCAAUAUUAAAGUCCAGUCUGAUAGUAUCAACUUGCCAGAACCAAUCAUUUUACUUGGUCAUUUUCUCCGUGGACGUGUGACAGACUUCAAUCAGAAUCCUUUGGCCGAUGCAAAAGUUUUCCUGUUAUGUGAUAAAGAUAAGACAUUAUCGAAAUCCUCCACCACUCUAGACAAGUCAGUCUAUUCACAUAUAGUCGAAGCACUUGGUGAAAUGCAUUAUAAAUUUUUAACAAUACAAGAGUCUUCAACAGACUCAGAUGGCUAUUUUACGUUUGAUCGUCUACCGGGCGGCAGUUAUCUUCUUGUACCCUUAUAUACGCCUAAGAAGUCCGGGGUCGUUUUUUCAUUUACUCCGAAAUUCCUCCCGGUAGCAAUGGAGCACACAGAUGUGGAUCUUGGGCCUGAUACGUUUACAUUGCAAAGCUUCAAACUUAAUCCAGGACGUAUCACGUGGCCGAACGGUGUUCCGAUAUCAUCAGCUAAGAUUACAAUUACUACUAAUACAUCACAACAAUCUGUAUUAACAGAUGGUAAUGGAUUUUAUCAACUGAAUCACGUAAUUGCAGGGGACUAUAAAUUUCAGGUCGAAGUAGAAAACGCUUUCUUUGAAGCUUAUUCAAUAAAUCUAAAUCAUUUACUAGAAUCUCUUCCAAGCUUAGUUCCUGACAAGGUUUCUGUAUGUGGAAACUUAAUCCCAGCUGAUACAUCAUCAGAUUUAAAACUUAAAGUAUACAUCGUUGUUCGUAGUGUUGACAACAAUUCUGAAAUCAAACGAGUUGAAACAAAUCUAGAAGAUGGGAUAUUUAAAUUCUGUGCUUUUCUUAAUCCUGAACGUUAUUCAUUACAUCCAGAUGUUUCACUGUUUGGAGUAAAUCAACAUUCUGAUAAAAUACUACGAUUCACUCCUUCGGAAAUAAUGGUUGAUCUAACUGGUUCUCCUGUAGUCAAUGUAACAUUUUCUCAGUUUCGAGCUAAAUUGUUUGGGAGAAUUAAUUGUUUACUUCCAUGCUCUUAUUACAAGACACCGGUUUAUGCUCAACUGACUUCACUGCACUCAAAUACAAUUCAGCCAAAAAUAUAUGAAUUUAUACCUAGUAAAACUAACUUGCAUGUAGCUUUUUUCAAAGCUGAAGAGAUGCUUCCAGGUGAUUAUGCUAUUCAGGUUGUUUUCUAUAUGGGCUCUUCACUUACUACAAUAAACAGUUGGUGUUGGGGUCACCAUGAAAAGACAGAUAGUGGGGAAUUUCAACCGAUUGAAUCUUCCAAGAGAAUUCUUCAUAUACGUUCUGAUGAUUUACAUUAUGAUGAUGAAUCAGCUCUUGAUUUUCGUCAAACCGGGUUUCUUAUUCCAGUACAAUUUGAACUACCGAAUUAUGUUACAAGAGUGCCUACUGUGCUUUUGUUUGCUUCAAAUUACGUCAAGGAAAAUAAUACGACAGUUAAAAGUUCCAUAGUAUGGAAUUUAACUAAAACAUGUAACAGAAUUUGUCUACCUUCACCUGAAAAAGUUUAUAAAAUUAGCUUAUCUAGCACAUGCACUCGAGUCAGACUAUUACAAGCCACUGAAAUAAAUCCAUCAAAAGAUUGUCACCUUACACUGAAUUCUAGCGCUAGGAUCCGCAUCGGCGUAGAAGAACUGCCUGUUGUUAUUCAUCUAAAACUCGAUGAAGUGGCCGCAAAAUUUUUCGAUGAUCUCAAGGAAGUUUUCGAUUCUCCUUAUUCAUUCCAAAUAGAAGAUUUUACUUCCAAUACAUCUGUAACACCUCGAUCAAAACUAGUUGAAACAUUUUGGUCUAAAUCAUCUCAAAACAUCGAGUCGGUAUCUGCAACAGGAGUGUUCUGGCUUAAUAUCAGAAACACAAUUCGCGUUACUCCUAAAUCACUGAAUUUAAAGCAAAAUCAUAUGGUUCAUUUGAUAACAUAUCCGUCUAGUCAAGAUAUUAAUCUUCAAUCCGACUCUGAACAACAACAAAAACAAAUUGAUGAUAUUUCAUGUAGUUUAACUAUCCCUAUAGUUAACCCCUCUAAAUCUACUGUAAAUGAUGUAUAUUCAUUAUGUUUAUCACUUUUUGUUGGACAAAAUGUUGAAUUCAGCCUCACGAUCUCUGUCAAUCUUAGAGGUCGUAUCGAUCCGCCUACUGAGAGGGUUAAUAUUGAAUUAUUCAAGAAAUUGCCUCAAAUGUCAGAAAAGUCUCCAACUUCUGUCGAACACGAUCAUCUCUUACUACCUGUGAAUAGUGAAUCCGAAUUGGUAACUAAAACGGAAAAAGAAACUAAAUCAUCUGAACCAAUUGCAGUCACUCAGUCGGAUAGUCAAGGUUUAUUCUCUUUUAAUGCUCUACCUUUAACAGAUUACGAAGUAUUCAAUAUUAAAUCUAUAUUUGAGGUUUCUAAAAUGUAUCAGAUUUUAUUAUCUAAAGCUGGUUACAAGUUCGAUAUCAUUAAUAAAACAGAUGUAAAACACCAAUUGACAGGUUUCGACUGGUAUGUAAAAUCAACUAGACUUUCUCUUGUUGAAGUGUUUGUCUAUAACUAUCCUGUUUCAGAGGAUUCACGUCAACCAUUACCAGCUGUAUUGAUUUCCAUUAUUGGAGAAGGACAUCGUGCAAAUCAUUUAACAAAUGAUGAAGGCGUUGUACGCUUUGUCGGUCUAUCUCCUGGACAGUAUUAUGUACGUCCAAUGAUGAAGGAGUAUUCAUUUACUGUUAAAUCUCCUGAUCAGUCUGAAUCUGGUCAAGCUAUUCCUGUACAGGUAGAAGAAGGAAAAUCGGCUGUCAUCAUAUUGUCUGCACUUCGAAUUGCUUUUUCCGCUUCAGGAGUUGUUACUUCGUUAGCUGGUAUCCCAGAGUCUGGUGUUUUAGUUGAAGCAUCCUGGUUACCUGGAACACAAAAUACUAUACAUAACGAUUUGUUGCACUUAAAAUCAAAUAGCAACAUGACGUGCCAACUUCGAUAUGAUCAAAUUAAUAUUAUUCCACGGGAACAAUCUGUAACGGAUUCAAAUGGCAAUUUUCGUAUUAGAGGUCUUAUGCCAGGUUGUGUAUACAGGAUCUCUGUACAUAUAAAUCCUAAUAUUUUAUCAAAUCCUAUAUUGGAUCAAGUGACAAGGGAAUCAAGUAAACUAUCUUCUCGCAACGAUGUUGAACAUGCAGUUCCUGAUCAUGUAAAUUUGCAGAUGCUAACCACUGACACAAAUGGACUACAUUUCUACAUAAUUCGUCACCUUUGUACUUCUUUGGUAUGUUUGAUUCUAAAGCAUUUCUUGUUUAAAUAUAACAUUGAGUGUAUCCAAGAUCUGUACUCCAACAGUAUGCCUAUUUCAUGUAACUAAUAUGUUAUCCAUUUAUUUCCUAUACAGCGACUCAUCGCUGUUAUGCUUGUUGUCCUUAUUCCCUUCUAUAGACGUCAGUUAAGAUCGGUCCCAAUGGACGGGUCAGAGCAAUAUGGUCCGUAGGAUAGAUCAGUUGGUUUUAAAUAGUGUGUUAUCUUACUGACCGACCAACCCUACAACUCUUCAAAAAUAUUUACUUUUCAAUUUGUUAAUAUAACUAUCAAAUCCACUGAACGAGUAUAAAGAAAGGUUUACGACAUCAGUCGGAAUUUUUUCAGACGUACUUAACCAUUGGUGUUUUCUGCAAGUUCACCUACUUCAACUACUUUUUCCUUUAUUAUACAAUGUGCCGUAAUUUUAACAUUAGGCUUUCUCAUUAUGUUAAAAGAGUUGUAAAAAGAAAGCUUACCGAAAACUCUUGUGUUUCUAUAUAAGUUCUCUACUAUUUAAUACCACAUAAUUCUGAUUAGCUUCGUCUUAUUGGAUAAUGUAAACCAAAUAAUGUAAGUACAAAAGUAUGAAUCCAAUAGGUAUUUUCAUGAUUUGCUGAAGCAUAGUUUGACUGUUAUUCCCAAUGACUGCUGUUUUAGUCUUUUACGAAUGCUUCAAAAUUUUAUGAACUAAUUGGUACAUAGUAGUAAUUCUCUCCUAUUUCAUUACUCGAAAUUCUUUUUUUUCUCCGUUUAUCCUAUAGAUUACUGUUAAUGUCCAAACUCCUGAUAUUUACCUGCCUACUUUACGAUUAAUCGUAUUUCCUGUUGGUCAUCCAGAAAAUAUUGUUGCUAACAUGACUUCGGUAUAGAUUCUUCAUUAUUCAGUUUGUCCGGAUCCAAACUUAUUCCAAUGAUUGGGUGUGUUAACAAAUGAUAAUUGUAUAUCCAUCCACUUUAUCUUAAACUUUUGUGCGUAUCAAUGUUACAAUGCAAUCUCCUCUUAUUGUUUCAUACCUAGCUAGAGCAAUCAUUAAAAGACAUAUUUCUUGUAAAUUAAUACGUAUUUGCAUGUGCUCCAAAUAAACUCCAUGCUUCUUAUAUUCGUUUCAGUCUAACAGUGUUUAGUAGGUACAGGAACUUAAUACUUGCUAUAAAAAAACUUACAGAAUGCAUCUACGUUAUUUUGACUUAUUUUUGAUCUCCACCCUGACUUAAGUGACGUGACAUUGACGUAUUCAGAUCUAUGUUUUUCUAUUGACUAAUAAGUAUUUUGACUUUGUUACGUUGUACUAUUUAAACUUAUUUAUUUAUUUUAACACAUAGAUAUUGGUACAAGGAGGCACCAAAUACAUAUGCGCCACACAAAUCUCAUUUGAUGUGUGUGAGGGCUGUGAUACUACCGGGGUGCCCAGACCGAAGCAGGUGGUUUACUUAGGAGCCUUUGACCUGAAGGUCUGACCUACAAGGCAGUGGAGCAUCGUGAGGAGAUGCAGUCCCAUGGUAGCCGGUGACCAGCGAUUGGUUCAUACGCCAUUUGUUCCUUCAGGAUACUGGAGCCCAUGUGCACCAUUGGUUUGGGAUCUGAUUAAAGCGCCGGACAUUCGCUUUUCAUCCUCAUUUUCGUAAACAACAGUAAUGCCACGAGAAGGCAGUGAGUAGGACUUCCCUGGUAGAAGCACGUGAGAGCAUUUCGACAGGGAGAGCUGACUCUCCCCACUCUCGGCCGUACCAGGACAUUUGGGGGCAUUUAAACUUAAAUAUAUUUAAUUUGUUUGUCCCGUCAAAACAUGGCUUAUAUUGAAUCAAGAGAAGUCAAAAUGUCUUAUUUUCUACUCAUUGGAAUUUUACAUGUAUAUCAUUAUUUUUAUUAUUAACUAUCUACUUAAUCCUCAGUUUAUUAAAACUGUCAGGUCAUACCUUGAUAAUCAUACCAACAUGAUUACAGUCAUCCUUCUAACUUAUAAUUAACUAGUUUCUUCAUUCAUUGUAAGAAAUGUUACCUUACAAAGUCAUUAUUCUAUACUACCUCAUACACUGUUACUACUUCCGCUACUGUGACAUAUGUUUUAAUAUCGUGUGAUAACGUGAACCGAUACACCUUUGUACUAGACUCUACUUUACAUAAAACUGAUUCACUAGAAGAAGUAUAUAUCAGUUAGUGUAAUUGCAUUCAAAGAAUUAAUUAGUUAUACUUUUUUUGAAUUGAUUUUCCUUACAUUAAAUCACCAUCAUUUACAACCAGCUAAUUUAUAGUUUCAUUAAUGCCUGAAUAGUAACACUUUUUUUUUCUAAAUUUAUUUUAUAGACGAGAACAUGUGAUACGUUUAAUAUCAGAUCUUGAACCUAAGUUUUAUAUCAAUGCUAAUGCACAGAAUAUUAUUUUCAAACCAAAAUGGAAUGUUAGUGAACAUUUUAAUUUUCAAUUCCAUCCUAAACUACGUACUACACUAAGUGAUUAGGUAUGUAUUGUUAUUCAUAGUUUGAUUGUAUAUUUUUUUUUAAUGAAUUUUUAGAAGGAUAUUGCUUCAUCUAAAAUUUAUUCUUUUUAUUUUGAAAAGUACAUAAAUGUAGAUUGAAUGUUGUUUUUGGAUCGUCUUUGAAUGUAAUAACUGAAGUAAUAUGUAUAUCAUACUAUCAUUAAUAAUCUUUUAUUCAAUUCCUCUAGAUAAAAAGAAAUUCUAAAGUACAAUAAUAUUUAGUGUUUUAGGAAUUAUUUCUGUUAAGAUAUGACGUUGUAUGUGAUUAGUACAUCUCAUUGAAUAAUUUGUUUUAAAAAAUUUUUAUAACUGUUUCUUCAACAUAAAGCAUUAUACAUGUUCUACAAUAUUUGUUUCACAUUUUCUGAAACCUACUAUACGUCUUAAACGAUACAAAUAAAAGUUGUAGAGAACUGCACAUAAUGUUUGUUGUUGUUGAUCGACAGUUUUCAUCUAUAGUUUUCGAUACUGGGUCUUUCUUAGUAAUACACAGCUACUUAAUUAAUGACAGAUAUAAAGAAUGUGAUUUAAGACUUAUAAAGCUAGUGUCAUUCAACCAAUCAACAAUCCUCCGGUUUGUAUGUUUCUUUUCAAGGGAAAUAUAUUAAAAUACGCAUGAAAUCUUUUUUGAAAGCUUAAAGCAUUACACAACAGAUCAUGUUUCUAAUACAUGGUUAUUACUGUUUAAAUCAUUGACAAAAUAAAGUACAUUUCCAACGAUCAAUGUUAGUUUUUUUUUGUUUUUCAUUGCAAAUUUUAUGUUAUUUUCACGAUAUUUUAGGUUAAUAACUUCAAUAAUGGAUUGUCUUACCAUCUACUUGUCGAUUUAUGUCUAGUAUUUGUAUGUUUCUUACUUUGUGCUUAAUAAAUUGUUCUUUUUUUCUGUAUAAUCUGGUAUAAUCUUCUUCCGACACAAUAUACAUGUGUACAAAUAUAUGAAACUUGUUUUAUUUUAUCAAAUAAUAAUUUAUAACUGUC